Messenger RNA from Myzus persicae (green peach aphid), 1708 nucleotides. Its product is annotated as zinc finger protein 664-like. The transcript is spliced from 3 exons. Lineage: Eukaryota; Metazoa; Arthropoda; Insecta; Hemiptera; Aphididae. Gene Ontology annotation, biological process: regulation of transcription by RNA polymerase II. The coding region runs from base 266 to 1609 and encodes 447 amino acids. The record is from RefSeq and is a predicted model, not a curated record. Gene Ontology annotation, cellular component: nucleus. Gene Ontology annotation, molecular function: zinc ion binding; RNA polymerase II transcription regulatory region sequence-specific DNA binding; DNA-binding transcription factor activity, RNA polymerase II-specific.
GGUCGGCCGUCAGUCGCCGUCGUCUUGUAAACAACGCGAGCUCGUACGAACGAACGAUCGCAAAUGAACGGGAAAACUGAAUAAAACGAGCGAUGCGCAUUGCCCCGCGCUACUGGCGACCACUGACGACCACCACAUCACGUCCGCGGGCGACAACUACGACGACAGCGAUUUGUUGUUGACCACGUCCGCGACGGUGGCGGUCAAUGUCAAUGUGACCGGCGGCGGCGGUGGCAGCUGCGGUGUUGACGACGGCGGCGUCGACAUGGAGCCCACCAAAGUGUGCCGGCUGUGCCUGACCGCGGUCGACUGGCCCGUCAGCAUUUUCGACGAACUCUCCGACAAGAUAGCCGAAUCCAUGCGGAUCCACAUAUCCCGGACCGACCAGCUGCCCAAACACGUGUGCGUCAAGUGCAAAGACACCGUCAACGAUUACUACGCGUACUACACCAACGUGGUCGAGUGCCAGAAACAGCUCCUCGAACAGCUGGCCGACGUCCAGCACAACAUGGCUUCCAGUAGUUUUGAACCAGUGGUUACCAUUAAUUAUGACCAAAAUACAGAAUACAAAUCUGAAUACAACGAACCAGAGAGUUGGUCUGAAAGUAAUCAAUCGGAAAUUGAAAUGAAAGACACUGUGAAAAUAGAUGCCACUGAUGAAAUUGACGACCAAAGUUCAGAUAGAGCUAAGACACCUCGUAAGGUUAAAAUAAAAUUUUUCAAAUGCAGAAAAUGUGAAGAAUCUUUUAGUACUAAACACGCAUUAAAAGACCAUCAAAAUGAUGCACAUCCGCACUCUGCAUAUAAGUGUAAUUGCUGUGAUAAGACAUUUGACACAAUGUGUGCGCGGCAAAAACACAAAAAAGAAGAACAUCCUAGUGUCACUUAUUCGUGUGACACGUGUGACUAUCGUACACCCUAUAAGAGUCGAAUGCAAUAUCAUGAAAAUAGACAUAAAAAAGUGUACAGUGUGUUCUGUGAUACUUGCCACGCAGGCUUUUUUAACAAAGAUGAGUUGGCUACCCAUGAAAUUAAAAACCACGGUGCUGAGCCAUACCAAUGUGAUCGUUGUAGCAAAUUAUGCACGUCAAAGACCAAUUUGUACAGCCAUAUGAAAGUACAUACCACGUCAGCCGAGUCAGUUAGCUACCAAUGCGAGACCUGUGGAAAAGCAUUCAGGCGUAUAGGCAGUUACAGGCGACACAUUCAGUCACAUUUAGGUCUGAAAUACGAAUGCUCUUAUUGCAAUAAGCUGCUGAGUUCAGCACACCAUCUAAAACUACAUGUGCGUAUUCAUACUGGUGAGAAAAAUCACGUGUGCGAAAUGUGUGGCAAAGCAUUCACAGUUAGCAAGUACCUAGUCGAACAUAAAAGAAUACAUACAGGUGAGCGACCAUUCAAAUGCGACUUGUGCUCAAAAGGUUUUACUCAAAAGACGUCUUUACGCAUACAUACCAGGUGGCAUACAGGAGACCGGCCAUAUAAAUGUGACGUAUGCGAUGAUAGAUUUGUAAUCAACACAUUUUUACAGAGGCACAUUAAAAAACACCAUCCUGACCUUGUAGAACCCGUGCAAGAUCCGUGCGCUAACUCCCUUCAAACUUUAUGAAAUGUUAUUUAAAUAUGGAUAUUAUUUCACUUUUUUUUAAGAAAUUAAUUUCUCUAUUGUUAAUACAUUUAUAAUUAUUGUAAUACACUACUUUGAUAG